Messenger RNA from Exophiala oligosperma, 1782 nucleotides. RefSeq lists its product as uncharacterized. Bases 381 to 1232 code for a protein of 283 amino acids. Lineage: Eukaryota; Fungi; Ascomycota; Eurotiomycetes; Chaetothyriales; Herpotrichiellaceae. The transcript has a single exon. The record is from RefSeq and is a predicted model, not a curated record.
GAAUGGUAGUUACCUCCUCCGGUGGUUUACUCUCAGGUAGGUGAAGGUGAGGGACACUACACGCAUCACAGACCACCACACACGCGCUCCCUCAUUCCCAAUCACAUUCCUCGGUUCGCCGCAUACCAUUCUCAUUCUGCCCAAAAAUGGGCCCGAAGACAGAAUCAACAACACAAAUCCCGUUUAUGGCCAAAGCUGACGGGUGAGAUCUGUCACGUCGUAAGCCACCCAUCUGUCAAUGAAAUACACGCGCUCUCCCCAGCCAGGGCAUCUGCCCUUGAUAGAAUUGCCCCAGACAUCUUUAAAUCAACAAUGCUCCGUUCACAAAGGUUCCAUUCCACUUCUACAGAAAUCACCACAACAAAGGCACCAAGAGCAACAUGGCCUCUCGAAGCACAGUAUACGGCACGCUCCUCGUGGUCCUGGCAUGUGCUCCCCAGCCUGGCCUCACGGGUCCUGUGCCACAGAUAAUCCACCCGGAUUUGGGAUCCCUUUCCUUGUCCGAGCUGUUUCUCCAAACCUUCCGGAGGAUAAUGGAGCUCGGCUUUGUCCAGGGAGUCGUCUCUGCGCUGCUGAUCCUGGGCUGCUUGAUAUGCAUGCUGAUAUGCGUCCUCUGCGCCCUGGCUGCGUACUUUGACCGGAACGACAAGGGCCGCUGGGAUCGGAACGACCUCGAACUGAACGACGACUACGUAUACUCGUCGCCACGCGAGAAACGCCACGCCGACGGCAACAGCACCGGCAGCCCGGUACGUCGAGGCCGAAAGGCCCACCACUGUCUGAGUCGACAACAACCAGUCGUCACAAAGAUCAGUGUCGUCGCGUCGCCGUUUUCGUGUCGACGGAAAGCGUCUUCACCUCCUUCUCCUCCCAGAUAUCAUCCGCAAAAUAACCGCACUUCCUCUCCCCCAGUCACGCCUCUACGGUCCGCACUCUCCAAGUCACCGUCACCUCCGUGCCAAAGGCACUCUGUAUACCUCGGCGUCAAGAGAUCGCCCUCGUCAUCUGCCAGCCCCAAGUCGGUCAGAUGGGCCGAUGAGCUCGGCGUCUCGGUCCUCGCCACGGUUCAGGUCACGAACAGCAGCAGCCACGAAGGAACGGAUUGGGAGAUCGAUAUCGGCAUGACGAGGCCUCAGUCAACGUCUGCAAUCGAGGCUUCCGACAACUGCACACCGGCGGCUGACGCCCCUCCUGCCUACACCUGCGGCAGAUUGGACUCCAUCAAGUCAUAAUCUGGCUAACAACCUACCCGUGGAUCGGGAUUCUUUCUUUAUUUUCUCAUGCACAACUUUAUCAGCGACUUUUGUUUUUUCUUCUUCUUUCUCACGGCCCAAUGUUAUGUGGUUUGAUGACAACUUUGCAUUACGAGGUGAUGGAGAUUUAGGGGGGCCGGAGUUGGUUCUUUCACCUUUUUCUUUUGGCUUAGCAUUUGACUGAAAACUUGGAAGACUGUGGAUCGAUAUAUCUACACAGUCAUCUUCAUCUUCAUCUUCUAAGAGGGCGGUGUUUGUGUGUAGGGGAAGCAUCGGAGCCAAGGGCGUGUCCGGAGCAAGAAAUAGGUUUGAUUUGGUCUCAAGAUUCCUUCAUGAAAUAUGAUCGACUUUAAUGUCAAAGACUAGAAUCAUUCAUUCUUGCUAUCAUUUUUCGUGACAGUUGAUGUGUGAAUGUCUUUGGUUGAGCUAAUCAAUAACUGUCUGCGCCAGGUACCAAGAUCAUCUGUACAAAGCCGAGCAGGGCCAGUCACGACAACAACAGAAAAGAGAUAAACUGGGUAUUCCGUAG